AUUUGUGUGGCCAACAUCGAUGCAGCAACCAACAAGCAACAACCAUGACUUUCCAAGCAUUUUCCACAAAACAAAAUCUAAGGCUUUUUUUUUCCCCUCACUUUAGGUAAUGGCUUCCUUUCCUUCCAAUACUUGUUUUUGAAAACCAAAAAUUUUGAUUUUGAGCCAACAAUUCUUCGUUAAAUGAAUUACAUAUAAAUUUAAUAUCUUUCGUAUAUAUUCUUCUCCCACACCACCACGUAUGGCGGCUCUGUCUCACCCAUUUCUCUCUCGGAUCUUACUUUCCUCCUCUCUUCUCUCCCCAACUUCCAAACCACCAUCACCCACCACCAAAUUUCUCUUCUCUAUCUCUUCAAACCCACUCAAGCCAUUGCCGUCAAGAAAGAACCAAACGCAGUGCGGUGCAAUCGCAGACAUCAAAGCCUCACCUCCAUUUGAUGAUCACAAAGACGUGCUCUUGGAUGCUACAAUCGAGGAAGAGCACAGAGGGGAAAGAGACGUGGCGGACUAUGAUUGGACGGAAGAAUGGUACCCUCUGUAUCUCACAAGGGAUGUCCCUGAAGACGCACCUUUGGGUCUCACUGUUUUCGAUAAGCAGCUUGUAUUGUAUCGUGAUGGGGCUGGGGAGCUUCGCUGUUACCAAGAUCGCUGUCCUCACAGGCUGGCAAAACUCUCAGAAGGGCAGUUGAUAGAUGGAAAACUGGAAUGCUUGUACCACGGUUGGCAAUUUCAAGGGGAUGGAAAAUGCGUAAAGAUACCUCAGCUUCCUGCUGAUGCCAAAAUUCCUCGAUCAGCCUGCCUUAAAACUUAUGAAGUUAGGGACUCCCAAGGGGUUGUGUGGGUUUGGAUGUCUCAGAAAACACCACCAAACCCAAGUAAACUACCAUGGUUUGAGAACUUCGCGAGGCCAGGGUUUCAAGAUAUUUCAACAAUCCAUGAACUCCCAUAUGACCAUUCCAUACUUCUGGAGAAUCUUAUGGAUCCUGCCCACAUUCCAAUCUCACAUGACAGAACAGAUUGGACUGCAAAGAGGGAAGAUGCUCAAGCACUGGGUUUCGAGGUGACCGAACGUUCUAAUCGGGGAUUUGCAGGGUGGUGGGGAAAGGCAACGGAUCAACCAUUGCCAAACUUCUUACGGUUCGAAGCACCAUGCGUGCUUCAGAAUAACAGGGAAAUUGUUGACAAGAACGGACAAAAGGACUACUUUACUGGUCUGUUCCUCUGUAGACCAAGUGGACAGGGAAAAUCUAUGCUUAUUGUGAGGUUUGGAGGUACAAAAAGAUCCCCAUUGAUAAAAUUGUUUCCGCAAUGGUACUUCCAUCAGAAUGCAUGUAAGGUCUUUGAGCAGGAUAUGGGAUUCCUUUCGUCCCAAAACGAGGUUCUCAUCAAAGAAAAAGUUCCCACAAAAGAGCUUUACCUUAAUUUGAGGUCCUCGGAUACAUGGGUAGCUGAAUACAGGAAGUGGAUGGACAAAGUUGGUCACGGUAUGCCUUACCAUUUUGGACACAGCACCAUAUUAUUGCCUAAAGAGCCUGCUGUAGUAGAACAUGCUCCAGCAGGACUAGUUGCUGGUGUUUCAGCCUCUGCACCCGCCAAGGGAGGAAUUGGAUCGAUGCAUGUUCCGAAUUUGAACAACAGAUAUUUCCGGCAUGUAAUCCAUUGCAAAGGUUGUAGAAAUGCAGUCAAAGCUUUCCAGACAUGGAAAAUUGCCCUGUCUGCAAUUGCUAUAGCGAUGGUCGCAGUGGCAAUUCUUGUGUCUGGAAGGCAGUGGAAGGCGCUUCUGUUGGUAGCGGCAGCAGCGUGCUCGGGUGGGGCUUAUGCAUGCUCAGCUGCUAUUGCCUUGAAUACGACCAACUUCAUAAGGAUUCAUAGGAGAGUGUGAGCCAUCAAAUGGUUUUUUCUCUGGUAGAUUCUAAAGUGAAUGAAAUAGGACUUCAAUGCAGAAAUUGCCCGUAUUCUUUUACGUGCAGAUGCUUGAAAUAUUUCCAGGAAACGUUCAUUGCUUAGUCUAUAUAAUUAAUCUAAUCUCGAGAAGAUAAAAGGUAGAGUUUAAAAUCCACAA
Messenger RNA from Ziziphus jujuba (common jujube), 2062 nucleotides. RefSeq names its product protein TIC 55, chloroplastic. Gene Ontology annotation, molecular function: chlorophyllide a oxygenase activity; 2 iron, 2 sulfur cluster binding. Bases 242 to 1882 code for a protein of 546 amino acids. The transcript is spliced from 3 exons. NCBI's taxonomy places the organism in Eukaryota, Viridiplantae, Streptophyta, Magnoliopsida, Rosales, Rhamnaceae. Gene Ontology annotation, biological process: protein targeting to chloroplast. Gene Ontology annotation, cellular component: chloroplast. The record is from RefSeq and is a predicted model, not a curated record.